Messenger RNA from Corvus hawaiiensis (hawaiian crow), 3526 nucleotides. It is a transcript of the gene RBM46, whose product is annotated as RNA binding motif protein 46. The transcript is spliced from 6 exons. The record is from RefSeq and is a predicted model, not a curated record. Gene Ontology annotation, cellular component: nucleus. Gene Ontology annotation, molecular function: mRNA binding. The coding region runs from base 239 to 1768 and encodes 509 amino acids. Lineage: Eukaryota; Metazoa; Chordata; Aves; Passeriformes; Corvidae.
GCCCAACCGUCACCGGCUUUAAAGAGCGCUCGCGUGCCGGGCACGUUUGCCUCGCCGCGAUUGGCUGGCACGGCCUGUCAGUUGUAUCCGUGCCCGCCCUCCGCGCCCGCUGAUUGGCCGGGCGGGGCAAGAGCGAGGGAAAGCUGUGGCCGCGGGGCCGGGCGCAUGAGGCGCUGAGACUGCCGGCGGCCGGGCUGCGCUCUGUGGCGUUCGGCUCCCGACGGGACAGCGGGGAGUCAUGCCGUGGCCUCGUCUGCCUGGGGAUAGCGCUGUUGCAGAUGUGCGUGAGGAGAAUAAAGAGGCAGCAAAUGGAUGCGGCAAAAUCCGAAGUGGUGCUCAAAAUGGGGCUGCUUUACUUGCCCUAAUGGAGAAGACUGGAUACAGCAUGGUGCAGCAAAACGGGCAAAGAAAAUUUGGUGGUCCUCCACCAGGUUGGGAAGGUCCUCCACCACCUCGUGGAUGUGAAGUUUUUGUGGGUAAGAUUCCUCGCGAUAUGUAUGAAGAUGAACUAGUUCCUGUUUUCGAGAGAGCUGGGAAGAUCUAUGAGCUGAGACUGAUGAUGGAGUUCACUGGUGAGAACCGAGGCUAUGCUUUUGUGAUGUACACCACUAAAGAGGAAGCCCAGCUGGCCAUCAAGAUUCUUAAUAAUUAUGAAAUUCGUCCAGGGAAGUUUAUUGGUGUCUGUGUAAGCUUGGACAACUGCAGACUGUUUAUUGGAGCAAUUCCUAAAGAUAAGAAGAAAGAAGAAAUACUGAAUGAAAUGAAAAAAGUUACAGAAGGAGUGGUGGAUGUCAUUGUUUAUCCAAAUGCCACUGACAAAUCUAAAAAUCGUGGCUUUGCCUUUGUAGAAUAUGAAUCUCACAGAGCAGCUGCAAUGGCUAGAAGACGAUUAAUCCCAGGAACGUUCCAGCCCUGGGGUCAUACUAUUCAAGUAGACUGGGCAGAUCCUGAGAAAGUAGUUGAUGAAGAAACUAUGCAGAGAGUUAAAGUAUUGUAUGUGAGAAAUUUAAUGAUAUCUACUACAGAGGACAAAAUUAAAGCUGAAUUCAACAAGUUCAAGCCAGGAGUAGUUGAACGUGUAAAGAAGUUGAGGGACUAUGCUUUUGUUCAUUUUUUCCACCGUGAAGAUGCAGUUGCUGCUAUGUCUGUAAUGAAUGGAAAGUGCAUUGAUGGAGCCAGUAUUGAGGUAACACUGGCAAAGCCAGUUAACAAAGAAAGUUCUUGGAAGCAACACUUUAAUGGUCAGAUAAGUCCCAGUUCUGAAAAUCUCUUAGGGUUUCCUAACAAAGAAGAUGGUACUCAAAAAUCCUUGGGGAAACCAGCAAGUCUUUCAGUUCGUCUUAAUGGUCAGCACAGUCCAGGCCCCCCUGAAGUUGAAAGAAGUACAUACCCCAUUUUUCCAGGAAUAAAGCUUACUCCAAUUAGCAUGUAUUCUUUAAAGCUGAGUCACUUCAGUUCUGCAGUAAUGCAUCUGGAUUAUUUUUGCCAUAAAAAUAGCUGGGCACCACCAGAAUACUGCUUGUAUUCAACCACAGGUCAGGAUGGGAAAAUACUCUUGGUGUACAAGGUGCUUAUUUCUAGUAUUGCAGAUGAUUCCCAGAGUUAUUUCAUGCCAGAAAAGCUCUGUACAACAGUAGAAGAUGCAAAGGAAUUGGCAGCACAAUUCACACUUUUACAUCUAGCCCCCGAGCAAGCAUAUAUAGCAUUGCUGUCCCUGAAGGCGGCAUGGUGGGAUAGUAAAGCCAACUGUACACCCUACUUGAUUUGAAUUUCCCUGAAGAAGAGAAGUUUGGAAUUUAUUGCUUUGGAUCUUGUCAUGAAAGGAAAAAGAACACCCCACUGAUACAUAAUUAUUGGAAAUUCACAUUCCGUGUUUAUCAAUGAAUAAUUCUUCAAAGUGUGUGUAUUAAGCAUUUCAAUUUAAAGAUUAGUGAAAUUGAAUGUUAAAUUGUUUUGGUUAGUUUGAUUAAAUUUGGGUUUUAAAACAUAAUUUGUUUAAAAGAUUUUUAUUACCUGUAAUUGUUUCAACACUAAAUAUAAAUUACUGUUGUAUAGACUAUUUGCCACAAUUCCUACUCUUGUAUUCUCGCACAGAAUUUUUACAGCUUCUGUUGUAUGUAAUAAAUCUUAAACAAAUGUUAAAAAAACCCACCAACAAAACAAUAAACACUAUUCUGUCAACUCUGCCUUUUCAUACAUAAACAUGCAUAAUAUGAAGCUUAAAUACCAUCCCUCCAGUUUGCUUCCAUUAACUUGAUGCAAAAUUUUGUAGGAAGAACAUGUCCAAUAAAAUCUUUACUUAUGAUACAGCAUUACAUCAAUGGAAAACUUGUAUUUUGAAGGACUUUAUUUCAGUGUACCAUCAGGCUACGUUGCUGUAGUCAUAACAUUGAGGUUCAAUAUCUUAGUUAAUUCUUGGAGAUGGUAACACUUUUAUCCAGGCUCUCCCUUGAAACCAGCGCUUGUGCUUGCCUUGGGUAGCCGUGUGGAACAGCAGCUUGCUCACUUUAUAAUCAGACCAUGUUCUUCUUAAAAAAUAUUGUUUAGCAUUAAACUGAAAAUAGUUUUUGAUUUUAAAAAUCAGAUAUAUGUAAUUCAUUUUGAGUGAGCCAUCUUUAUUUUUCUUGUGACUAUUUGGCAUUUCUCAGUCAAGUGCUUUAUUUAUUGAAUGACAAAAGGAUAACAACUUUACCUUUUUAAAAAUCUGAAACUAAUACAGUAGACCAUUCUUAUUUUUGGAUUUUAUACAUAGUUUCAGUUCUUUGACAAGGAGUGGGCCAAGUGGUUAAAAUGUCUAAGGGCCUCACCUAUGCAAGUAUUGUUUGUAACCUGUUGUAUCUGAAAAUUGUUUGUCAGAAAGGAAUAUUAUGUAGACAGAAAACAAUGCAAUGGAAAGAUUUCAAGUUGAAUAAUUUUUCUUAAAAGCAAUCAACUGUGUUGGUCCACUAUGUAUUUUGGUUCAGUGUAUUUCAUCACCAUAUUAAAUUGUCUUUUUUGCUGUUAAUUUAGGUGCAGUUGUAGCAGUUUCAUUUUUUUUGCAUUUGAUAUUAGCUACAUAAUAAUUCUUCUAAACGUUGCAAUUUCGAACGUUGAAAUAAUGUGUUUGACUUCUGUACGUGAAUUACCAUUUAUAUUAAAUUUAUGCUGUUCAUAUUUGGUGUCUGUAAAAGAAAAUAAAUCAUUAUUUUAGACGUGGUACCUUGACAAACUUACUUUGCAGGAUUCACUUUGCUUUCUCUAGUAACAGGCUUUGGCCAGAGGCCGCAGUGCUUUGCUGAACAAAAGGAAGGUGAUUAAGUGGCUGGGUGAACGCUUGAAAAAAGAAAAGUAAUUCUUAAACAGCAGGUUGGCUCAUAGCUUCUGUCGAAUGUGAAAGUUGUUAAAAGGUUAGGAUUUCCUACAAACCUCAUGAGGAAAGGGAACAGGGAACUUGUUUAAUCCAUGUUUAAACUGAGUGGUUCCUAAGGCCAAGACAAAAACUAGUGUUUGAGAUAGAAUGAUAGAGUAUAAUGCUGAUAAGAUACAG